Molecule: messenger RNA, 7881 nt
Organism: Mobula hypostoma (lesser devil ray)
Lineage: Eukaryota; Metazoa; Chordata; Chondrichthyes; Myliobatiformes; Myliobatidae
Gene: hif1an
Product: hypoxia inducible factor 1 subunit alpha inhibitor
Exons: 8
Coding region: 145-1152 (335 amino acids)
Biological process (GO): negative regulation of Notch signaling pathway
Cellular component (GO): nucleus; cytoplasm
Molecular function (GO): ankyrin repeat binding; [protein]-asparagine 3-dioxygenase activity; peptidyl-histidine dioxygenase activity
Source: RefSeq, a predicted model, not a curated record
CCCUCUGCCUCCGAGUGCUAGCCUCCGCGCUCCUUUGCCUUCUCUGUUCUGCUGGCUCUUGGUAACCCUGGCGUUUGCCUGCUUUUCGCUCAGGAUUCCUGUCUGCUUCUUGUUACUGGAGCGCUACUCGGCAGAGAGGAGGCCAUGGCAGAGCACAGAGGAGAAAACCGAGGAUGGAGCGAGGCUCAGCUGAGGAAAUACACCUUCCCCACCAAGGCCAUCCCCAGGAUGUCCUGCAACGAUCCACGGGCUGAUGCUUUAAUAGACAAUGAGGAGCCAGUGGUGCUGACAGAUACUGACUUGGUUUACCCAGCCCUGAAAUGGGAUUUGGAUUACCUGCAGGAGAAUAUUGGAGAUGGGGACUUUUCUGUUUAUGUUGCCAGUACUCACAAGUUCUUGUACUAUGAUGAAAAGAAAAUGGCUAACUUCAGGGAUUUCAAACCAAAGUCAAGGCGAGAAGAAAUGAAAUUCAAUGAGUUUGUGGAAACACUUGGUAAAAUCAAACAAGGUGAUCCAAGGUAUUAUUUACAACAAACAUUGAAUGACACUGUAGGGAAGAAGAUUGUCUUGGAUUUCCUGGGUUUUAAUUGGAAUUGGAUUAACAAGCAACAGACAAAACGGAACUGGGGGCAGCUCACAUCCAAUUUACUUCUUGUAGGAAUGGAAGGAAAUGUUACACCAGCACACUAUGAUGAGCAACAGAAUUUCUUUGCACAAAUUAAGGGUUAUAAACGUUGUAUUCUCUUCCCACCUGAUCAGUUUGAUUGUCUAUAUCCAUACCCAGUUCAUCAUCCUUGCGACAGACAGAGCCAGGUGGAUUUUGAAAAUCCAGAUUAUGAAAGAUUUCCUAAUUUUAGAAAUGUAGUAGGAUAUGAAACAGUUGUUGGGCCUGGAGAUGUUUUGUACAUUCCCAUGUACUGGUGGCAUCAUAUUGAGUCAUUACUGAAUGGAGGAAUCACUAUUACUGUCAACUUCUGGUACAAGGGUGCACCAACUCCAAAGAGAAUUGAAUAUCCAUUGAAAUCCCAUCAGAAGGUUGCAAUUAUGAGGAAUAUUGAAAAAAUGUUGGGAGAAGCUCUGGGAGAGCCACAGGAGGUCGGGCCAUUAUUAAGAAUGAUGAUUAAAGGCCGAUAUGAUCAACCUUACUCAUAAAGUUUUUUAAAAAAUCAACUCUUUCUGCGGACUGUUCACCGAUGCUUUCCUCAAGUAAAUGGCGCCAGAGAAAGACUAAGCAUACCAUACCGUGAGCAUUGUGUGCCUGCACUUAAAGAAAUGCAGAAACUCUUUUCCUAUUAAAAAUAGGCCGCCAUCAAUCAUUGAGGUGAAUUUUUGUAUCUGCCAUCCAUGUGCCCGUUGGACUGAAGCCUCUGAAAAUGGAACUCUAUUGUCAGUUAAUUGGCACAUUUCCCCUGAAAUGUUUAACACUGAAUGUGUAUGUAGACCACUUUCCACCCAUUUAUAAAGGAUUUAAGGUUAUUUUCUUUAAACAAUGAAGAUCUUGUGCUCUUGCUGCUGGAGUAGUAAGAAUGGACUAGGUGCUGUUAGUACACGGCAUUUAAAUAUGAGGUUUAUCACUGUAGGCCUCUAUAUUUGGAUUUUUUAAAUCACUGGUCUGGAUUUCAUACCUUGUGAUUGUGAAGAAUUCAGUAACAUGGUCAGGCCUUAAAAUGCUUGAUUUGAAUUAAUAACGUGAUAACAUUAAGUACUCUAUAAUUAUAAAGUACUGUUGUCACUUGGUGAAACAAUAUCAAAAAAAAAUUCUUAAUGUUUGUCAUGGGACAAGGUCAGUGUUUUAUGUACAACACUGCCUCUCCUAAAAUGUGGGGCAAAGCAUCAGGCCAUGAAAUGGUAAAUGUGAUGUCACAAUCUUUAACAUUGUCUGUUGCCUCAAACAAGCUCCAUUGCUAUUAGUCUGAGAGACUAUACAAUGGAUAAGAUCAUUUUGGGUAAUUUUGUUUGCACUUAUAUAAUUUAACUUUUGGAGCACUCCAGUCCAUUUGCCUUUAUCCAUCUAUCUCUUAUCCCCUACCUCCGUUUUAUAUGCUUUUCUCUCAUUACCCAACUAUCUCACUGUCUUCACCUUCCUCUCUUUGGGUUUGCACUCCCGCUGCCUGUCCUGCAUUAUAUCUUCCACCCUAGACAUAGCUUAUAUAAAUGUCUUCCAUUUCAAACAUUGAUUUUCUACAUAAUAUUAAAACCAAUAAUAACCUUAAACAUACAGCACCUUUGCUGAUGACUCCUAUAGUUUUAAUAUCCCUAUGAAUUCUCUUUAACGAUAUAACAGAACUUGCAUGUCUUUCCUCUAGAACCUCUAUAUCUGCUUGCAAUGUAACAUUUUGAUCUUUUUCCACCUGCUGGAAAGUUAUCAACCUGAAAUAGUUAACUUCUCUCUUUACAAGUACUGUGUGACCUGCGAAGUGUUUCCAGUGUUUUCUCUCUUUAUUUUAGCUAAUUUAUUUUGCACCACUAUGGCUGUUUCAUAUUGAGAAGUGAACUGGCUGUAAAUUGAUUAAAACUUCGGGAAAUCCAUUUUACUUUCCAGUUGAACUAUAAUGAACUAAAAGCAAAACUCCAUAAGUGCUGUGUCUGAACUAAUAACAAACAAAAAUUGGAAACAAAGUCAAUGAGCAACUGCUUUUUGGACACCCCAAAAUAUCCUUUGUUUUAUUCUGAUGUGGUAACCCAAUUAGUUUUCAUGUCUUUACACCUCUUAAGCUAAUCCAUAAGACAUAGGAGCAAAAUUAGGCUAUUCGGCCAAUCGAGUCUGCUUUACCAUUCCAUCAUGGCUGAUUUAUUAUCUCUGUCAACGCAAUUCUUCUGCCUUCAUCCCUUAAUCUUUGACAGCCUUAUUAAUCAGGAACCUAUCAAUGUCUGCUUAAAUAUAUCCGAUAACUUGGCUUCCACAGCCAUCUCUGGCCAUUGGUUCCACAGAUUCACUCCUCUCUGGCUAAAGAAAUUUCUCCUCAUCUGUGUUCUAAAGAGAUGUCCUUCUAUUCUCAGGCUGUGACCUCUGAUCUUUGACUCUCCCACUUUCGGAAACGUCCCUCUAUGUCCACUUUAUGUAGCUCUUUUAAUAUUUGAUAGGUUUCAACGAAAUUCUGCCCCACCCCCCAUUCUUCAGUGAGUAGAAGCUCAGAGCUAUUAAACAUGCUGCAUGUGUUAACCCUUUCAUUCCUGGAAUCAUUCUCAUAAACAUCCUCUUGACCCUCUCCAAUGCCAGCACAUCCUUCUUCUGGAUAAGGGGCCCAAAACUGCUCUCAGUACUCCAUUCAGUCUGACCAAUGGCUUGAUGCCUCAGCAUUACAUCCUUGCUUUUAUCUUCUAGUCCUCUCAUAAUGAAUACUAACAUUGCAUUUACCUUCUGUGCCAGCGACACAACCUGCAAGUUAACCUUUAGGGAAUCCUGUGAACACUCCCAAAUCCCUUUGCACCUCUGAUUUCUGAAUUUGCUCUCUGUUUAGAAAAUAGGCUAUGCUUAUAUUUCUUCUACCAUACAUUUCCCUGCACGAUAUUCUACCUGCCACUUUUUUGCCCAUUCUGCUAAUCUAUCUAAGUCCUUCUCCAGACUCCCGACUUCCUCCAUGUUACCUGCCCUGCACCUUUAUAUCGUCUGCAAACUUGGACACAGAGCCGUCAAUUCUAUCAUCCAAACCUUUAACAGAUUAACGUGAAAGGAAGCAGUCCCAACAUCAAACCCUGUGGAACACCACUAGUCACCGAGGAGUCUUGACAACUGCCAAUAUUGUAAAUCUGAGAUAACAAGUGGAAGUAUAAAGAAAAAGCAUUGGAUGUGUGAUAAGGACAGUUCCUGGAUAUCCCUGACUGAGAAUUUUAGCCCAUGGUUUGGUGAUUUCUCUUAAGACUCAUUGUGGGGCUUGAGUAGGGAAAUCGCCACUUUAUGGAACAAGUGAGUUAACUGCACUGUAAUUCAAACUGGCCCCUUUAAAAGAUUAAAAAAGAGCAAAUAAAUAUGCUGGUUAAAAUAAAAUUAUACUUGACAGUGCCCUAUCUGCACAUCUUUCUCCCCAUUGCUGUUCCUCGGCCAGAGCUGAUUCAAUGGCGCUGCCUUCAUGGGAAAAAUUAAUAGCAUGACCCAGCAAGUUUACUUCUGUUUUUUUUUUGUUACUCUGAUAGCAGAGGAUGGCUAGAGCAGUAAUUUUGCACACAAGUCUGCAAGCUCAAUACAGAGCAGGACUGGAUUCUGUGACUUCUCUUUGGCUGUAAGGGUGUCUUUGUCAGAUAGCCCAAAUAGUUUAUAACUAUUGUCCAAUUGCUUGGAAAGCUUGGCUCUCACUUGAAGCAUGUUAAACAGGUCACCUCUUCAGUCGGAGAAUCAGUCACCUGUCCUUGAAUAGUCCCUAAACAAUCAGUAGCUAAAUGAUCAACUUUGUAUAGCUUGGGUUGUCAUUCAAAAUUUCUGCAAUUUUUAUCUGUGGUUGAAAACUACGUGAAACAUUAUCUGGUUCUAAUGAUCAGUGUGUUCAGGAUGUAAGAAGUGCAUAAGACUGAAGCUAUUGAUUCUUUGAUUUUAGUUAAAUGUUUGGUUUGCUCAGUGUCACUCAUUAUAUCCUGAUACAAGCACAGCGUCUGCUGGAUGUCAGUGAGUGGAGUUGGGUAACUAGUUUGAGAUCUCACCUGGUCAUGUAUUAGAUCUGCAAGAAUAAUAUCAGAAAGCCCAGAGCUAAAAGGUCAGGAGAGUCUUAACAGUUUGGGUGUCUUCUCUAAAAGACAGGUGGGAACUUGCAGAGUUCUUUAAAAUGAUGAAAGUGUUUUGAAGUGUCCAACAUAAUAAUGUGGAGGAAACUGAAAUGAAAGGUUAUAAUUUAAAAAAAAAUAUUUAGGAGAAACAUUUAAUUAUCUUAGCCCCAAGAGCUAAAUGCCAGUAGAAGGAUGGGGAAUGGAAUUACUCAAUUGCCUUCUGUAAUGGUGUAAUAUGAUAGCAGUUGAUUGUUGGACACUGAUUCUGAAAUUUGGUUCCAAUGAACUAAAUUUUUGGAGCAAAAUACAGCGCACAGCUAAUGCUAAAUUGCCAUUUCACACAAGUCUCUAGGACAGAUUUCUACAUGACAAAAGCUUCUAUUACAGCUAUUCUGUUGAUUUAUAUUUCUGACAUUUGAUAUCCUUUUGAAGAAUGAAAUGAAUUUUUCCCCCCACUGGAAUAAGGCGAAUUGAAACUUGCCAUUUUAUCUCAACAUAUGCUUGUGCAGCCUAGCUGUUGCAGAUUAGCAGUGGCGUUGCCUUCUACUGAGAGCCUUAAAGAAGGGAAUGACUGCACCAGUCAGGAGAAUGUGCAAAAAAACAGUUUCUACCUGUUUUGCACAAUAGGCUUGAUGGUGACAGAGCUGAGGAUAAUUCACUUUUCAAAGUGAAAUUUUAUAAGAGUAAGUGGUGUUUAACAGUCCCCAGUUUCAUGCACUCCACUAGUGAUGGAUGUGGAGCUUCAGCGGUUUGACCUUAACACUUGCCGAUUGUGAUUUUAACAAGACAUUAUAAGGAUUUGGUGUCAAAAUGAGAACACAGAAGAAUUUUGCAAAAAAAAAAUGUUUCUGACGUGUAAUUGCUUGUAUGUAUGAUAACCUCUGACUUCAAGUACAGUGUGAUACAAAUCAAUGAAGUUAAUUCCCCAGUCUCUUGAUGACUCAGCAACUGUAUCCCCCUUUGCUUCACAUAUUCAGAGUGCACACAGGAACGUACCAAACGGUGUUCAGAGUUGCUUCCCUUGUGAUUUUAGCUUUGAUUGUGGAAAGGAUGGUGUUAGAUUCCUGGAUUAGGAUGUAUUUACCAACCCAAAAUAUACUCAUUAUUCAACUUAUUACAUCCUUUUUCUGGGAUUUUAAGCAUUCUUCGUAGAAUUGUUGGAUACACCUGCACUGGUAUGUUUUGGCAAUGAAGACGAAUGCUCUUCAGUAUCAUACUGAUUUAAGUGAUUAACGCAAGAGGUCCUGCAGAUGUUGGAAAUCGAGAGUAACACACACAAAAUGCUGAAGGAACUCAACAAGUCAGGCAACAUCUAUGGAAAUAGAUGAACAGUCAAUGCUUCAGACCGAGUUACUUCUUCAAGACUCAUUGGAGGAUAAUUUUUUAAAACAUCUGUUGCUUCCCUCUUUCUUCCUACUAUGUAUCUUGCAACCCUAGAAAAUAUAAUUGCCCUUAAAUAUAUGCACCCGAUAUAUUUAAAUUAAUUCCCUGCACAAAAUGCUCCAACUCUGUUAGUUUGCUGUAAUUUUGUUGAUACGAGUAAAUUGUCCAAAACAUGAAAUAAUUAAAAUCAGUAUCAGUAGUUGCUGUGUUCGUGUCUUCAAUCAAGUCAUUGUUGAUCUAGACAUUGGGAAUCAUACCUGUCUUUGGUGACCUUAGCAAGAGCUACUGAACUUUACUCAACCAAAUCGGCCAGGUCAAGUAAUUAUUUAUUUAUUUGUUGAGGUACAGCAGGAAAUAGGCCUUUCCAGCUCUUCGAGCCACGCCACCCAGCAAUCUCCAAAUUUAAUCCUGGGACAAUUUACAAUGCCCAUUUUACCUACCGACCAGUGUGUCUUUGGACAAUGUGAGGAAACCAGAGCAUCCAGAAGAAACCCAUGCAGUUAUGGGGAGAAUGUACAGGCAGUGGCAGCAUUUGAACCCGGAUCGUUGGUGCUACUGUGUCGUCCCAUAUACUGAGUACAUAGAGCAUAAAAAAUUGCAGCACAGUACAGGCCCUUUGGCCCAUAAUGUUGUGUUAAUUGUUUUAACCUCUGAUCAAUUUAGCCCUUUCCUCCCACAUACAUUCAUACAUGACCUGACAGAGUAGAUUCGGAAACCCAUGCAGUUAACAGUUGAGGCCAGUUCAUUGGCUAUAUUUAAGAGGGAGUUAGAUAUGACCCUUGCGGCUAAAGGGAUCGGGGGUAUGGGGGGAAGGCUGGUACAGGGUUCUGAGUUGGAUGAUCAGCCAUGAUCAUACUGAAUGGCGGUGCAGGCUCAAAGGGCCGAAUGGCCUACUCCUGCACCUAUUUUCUAUGUUUCUAUGAAACAAUGUUUCACUUGGUUGAGAUGUCUGGAAUCAAAGGUCAGUCUCAAAAUAAAGGGCCAGUAUUUUGGGAAGACAUAAGAAUCUUUUGAAUUCUCGCCCCAAGUGGGCCCGAGGGCCUCAGUCACUUAUAGCCAGGAAAGAAGCAGAGUUUUGAAUAUUUAGGGAAGUGAGACUGUGGAGUUGGUGCAGUAAGUAGUGUUGAGAUCAAUGAUCAGCCAAGAUAGUCUUGAAUGGUGGAGUACAAAGAAUCACGUGGUCUUUUCCUGCUUAGACGUUAAGCUUUUACUUUCGUAGCUACUGAGUUAAUAAGCAGUUUCAAGCAAAACUAAUGUCUUUUAUUCAGCUAGCAACUUCAGCUCACACAAGUGGGAGAUGGGGACCACCAUAGAAGUUUGCAACUGCGAUUUGGUUGAAGUUGGAAACAACUUCAGGGGUUUGCAUGGAUGGAGUGAACAUGAACUAAGUCUAAGGAUGAACCUCUAUUCUAAAGUUGUGCAUGAUUCAUUUCCAGUGGAGAUUCAGAAAACAAAAUUCAAGCCAGCUGAACAGAGUAAGAGAACCCUCAAAUCCAGCACCACACGGGACAAAAAGUUGAUUCAGCACCAAAACAUUUUUCAAAUUCUUCCAGAUCUUCUCACAAGUUUAAGAUUAGAUAUCUAGUUGCUUAUUAAAUGUGUAUUAUAUAUUUUUCUAAAUGGCAGGAACACAAUUUAAUACUUGUUUAAGAACGGAACAUGCUGUUCUCUCCUUGUCCUGUAGUUUAUAUUGUCAUCCAGUUAAACUGGAGAUUUGCGUACUGUUCCUGCUUUGCAACAAUGUGAUAAUCUCACAAACAGACACUCCGUUGGCAACAACACUUGUGAGCUGCCAUAAAU